Musca vetustissima is the source of this 222-nucleotide messenger RNA. RefSeq lists its product as uncharacterized. The record is from RefSeq and is a predicted model, not a curated record. Bases 1 to 222 code for a protein of 73 amino acids. Lineage: Eukaryota; Metazoa; Arthropoda; Insecta; Diptera; Muscidae. The transcript has 3 exons.
AUGACCUGUGGAAAUAGUACCUCUACAGAACCUGUAUGUCUACUUGACGAGGCAAACCGAUGCAUACGUCAGUAUUCAAGCAAAUGCCACUUGGACAUAGCUGCCUGUGUACAAGGAAAAAAUCUUACGGAUUACAGCAAUGUCUAUUGUAUGAUGGAUACGUAUCUAUGUGAAGGAGAAUAUGAACGCUGGACCAUAUUUUUUGGACAUGAAAAAUAUUAG